AUGGAGAGAAUGGUCACCAUCCAGUGCCUCCGCGGCACAAGCCAACGCAACGCUCUGCCACAUGAAGUUUGCCCAGCAGCCUGCUUCCUCGAGAAGAAACCUGGGCAGUGCUUGCUGGGCUCGGUGCCGGAUCUUCCGUGGCGCCGCGGUUUUGGUGCUUGGCGACUUAUGGGUUGCCAACGGCUUUGCCAGGCGGUCAUAUCUACCAUCGGUGCCCACAAUCAGAAGAUGGCUGUCAAAGCGCUGCCGCCCACUGGGCGAGGCAAGGCGUUGAAGAACCUGCAGUGGCACCCGGACAAGAAUCAAGGACAAGGAAAAGGUGGCGGCGCAUGUUUUCCAGUUUCUCCAAGGAAGUUCUCCUUCGCAAUGAAGGAGGCCUUUGCCAGCUUUGGUCGAAAAGCGCCGCUCGGCUGCGGUUUGCUUGAGCAAGCUGUGCCAGUGAGCUUUGGUAUAACACCUUGUGGCUGGGCUGUAGGCCGCAUUCUCGGAUCUGAGCUUUGUGGACAGUUCAGGCCGAGAUGUUCUGCUAGGAUCCUGGACUGGACUCUGUGA
This is a messenger RNA of Symbiodinium sp. CCMP2592, 552 nucleotides long. Lineage: Eukaryota; Dinophyceae; Suessiales; Symbiodiniaceae. The record is from the annotation of a GenBank genome assembly.